AGGGUUCUCGAGCUAGGGUUUAUCGUUGCCGCACGAUGAUCCAGUCUUACUCUCGGAUCUUCCACUUAGAAUGCUUGCUUCCAUCGAAACCUUCAAAUUAUGGCGAUUUGGAUCGAAUCGAGGCAGCGCUGCCUACCCCAUGAGAAAUUUUUGCCUUUCUUCCUUCCGGCGUUUGGCCGUGAGGGAAUUAGGGUUUGACGCUACGGCUAUGGCUGCGCAGAGCGCCAAUGGCGCCAAAGGAGGAUGGAUCCCGCCAUCGCCUCCAGCUCCUCCUCCUCAGGGAUUGAUCGUCAACAACACGCUGUGCGGCCACAAGGUGCCGUUCGCGACGAGCGAUGGAUCCAAACGAGUGACUUGGUAUAUAUGUGGACCGACUGUCUAUGAUUCUUCCCAUAUCGGCCACGCCAGGAACUAUGUGACAUUUGAUAUCUUGAGGAGAAUUCUCGAGGAUUUUUUUGGCUACGAUGUUUUCUAUGUGAUGAACGUUACUGAUGUGGAUGAUAAGAUCAUCAAGCGAGCUCGUCGGGACCAUCUACUGAGAAUGUACUUGGAGAGAGUUAAAGAUCCCUCAGAGGUUAUACGAGACCUUACAAAGGCGUUUGAUACGGAGAAUGAAAAACAAGGGAAGAGUCUGGCAAGUGCAAAGGAUGAGUUUGCAAAGGCGAAGGCGUCGCAGAAGAAAGAACUUGAAGAGAAAGCAAAGCAGGAGGAGCUUAAGCUUGAGAAGGUUCGACAGGCUGAAGAGGCUUUCAAACUUAAACGAGACAAAGCUGGCUUAAUGGGAGACGAUGGCAUCAGUCACUUGCUUGGCGACAAUGCUGACGACUUUUUGGCUUCGAAAUUGGACGAUGAUCUCGGUCACACUGUUACAGAUCAUGGGAUAUAUCGCGCUCAUGCAUCAAGAUACGAGAAAGAAUUCUUUGAGGACAUGAAGAGUCUUGGGGUUAAACCGCCAGAUGUUAUCACCAGAGUCACGGACUACAUUUCGAAGAUUGUAAAAUAUGUCGAAACUAUCAUCGCAAAUGGAUAUGCUUAUGAAGUCGAUGGCAGCGUAUACUUCGAUACCGAAGCAUUUAACACAAAGCACACUUAUGGAAAGCUUAAUCCGGCAGCUGUAGGAUGUGUUGGUCUGGCUUCUGAGAGCGAAACGAACUUCAAAACCAGAAACAAGAAAAACAAUAACGACUUCGCGUUAUGGAAGGAAAGCAAAGUUGGGGAGCCUUUCUGGGAUUCCCCAUGGGGACCUGGCCGUCCUGGUUGGCACAUCGAGUGCUCGGCUAUGGCCAGUGACGUUAUUGGGGAGAUCAUUGAUAUCCACUCAGGUGGAGCUGAUUUGAAAUUUCCGCACCAUGACAAUGAACUAGCUCAGGCUGAAGCUUACCAUAGUUGCUCACAGUGGGUGAAUUACUUCUUUCACAGCGGUCACCUCUCAGUGAACGGACUAAAAAUGUCCAAGUCUUUGAAGAAUUUCACUACGAUCAGACAGGCACUGGAAGAACUACAUUAUUCUUCUAGUCAGCUUCGACUUCUUUUCCUUCUCCAUCAGUGGGAUAAGCCGAUGGAUUUCAGUGCGUCAGCGAUGAGUGAAGCUGCACAAAAGGAGAAACAGUUUGACAACUUGUUCAGAGAAGUCAGAGAUAUCGUCAAGGAGACCGAUGAGAUGCUGCCAGGAAAUUUUGGAGACAAUGAAAAAACACUAGAAACAUUGCGGCGCGAAACUGAACUGGAAGUCAGAAGCCAUUUAGAAGACAAUUUCAACACGGCCAGGGCUCUUAAAAGUCUCUCCGACCUCGUCGGUGGAGUCCACUCCUACUUGAAUCAGUCCAAAUUCGAUUCCAGCAGCCCGAGUCCUGUACUGCUGAAGAAGGUGGCGAGCUAUAUCAAGAAAACGUUACAAGUUUUUGGUUUAUAUGAAUCUGAUGCCUUCGCAUCACAAGCUCAAGCGUCUUUAGGAGAGAAAAAUGGGCCUACCCUUGAUCAGUUGAUCGACACGCUGUGCCAAUACAGGGCAGAUGUCCGUGACGCUGGGAAGGCCAAUGAAAGAAUCAUGGAGCUCUCUGACGAUCUUCGGGACCGUGUCCUUGUCGAUCUAGGUGUGAGCCUGAUGGAUAAAGAUGGAGGUUUCUCAUGGGAGCUUAAGGAUGCCGAAGUAUUGAAAAGAGAGAGGGAGGCAAAACUCAGAGCCUCAGCAGACGCAGAAAGAAAGAAGUGUCAGACAAAGAAAGAACAGAAGGUGAAAGAACUGGAAAAGCUGGAUGCAGCACGAGACCCAUCCGAGUACUUUAGAAAGCUCAGCGAGAAAUACAGCCAGUUUGACACGCAAGGAAUUCCCACACACAACGCGGAGGGGAAGGAGCUGUCCAAAGCCGCUAGAAAGGACGCGGACAAAACUUACAAGCGCCUCAUGGACGACCACGCGAAGCUCCAGGCAAAACUGGCCACUGAUCCUCACUAUCUAGACAGAAUACGAAAGGAAGUGGAGGAGCUGGACAAGAGAAUCCAGUCCCUCGCAUAAAAUUUUCUAUAAUCGUACGGCCAAGCGUACGACAAUAAUAUUCGAGCAAGUACGGUCAAAAUAAAGCAUUGGAGUUAAAUCC
This is a messenger RNA of Selaginella moellendorffii, 2597 nucleotides long. Its product is annotated as cysteine--tRNA ligase, cytoplasmic. Lineage: Eukaryota; Viridiplantae; Streptophyta; Lycopodiopsida; Selaginellales; Selaginellaceae. Gene Ontology annotation, biological process: cysteinyl-tRNA aminoacylation. Bases 71 to 2515 code for a protein of 814 amino acids. The record is from RefSeq and is a predicted model, not a curated record. Gene Ontology annotation, molecular function: ATP binding; cysteine-tRNA ligase activity. Gene Ontology annotation, cellular component: cytoplasm. The transcript is spliced from 20 exons.